Messenger RNA from Lepisosteus oculatus (spotted gar), 2870 nucleotides. It is a transcript of the gene klhl17, whose product is annotated as kelch-like family member 17. The record is from RefSeq and is a predicted model, not a curated record. Gene Ontology annotation, molecular function: protein binding. NCBI's taxonomy places the organism in Eukaryota, Metazoa, Chordata, Actinopteri, Semionotiformes, Lepisosteidae.
AUUUUUGAAGAGGCACAAAUUUUGUCGUGACAGGAGUGAGACUGCUCCCUGUCCAUUGCUGCAUGGUCCCAGUCUGGGAAUGGGAGGUGCUCUAUAAACCCCAGCAGUUUUGACAGACACACUUAUCUGAGAAAAUCAUGGUGAUUUUCUAUUAGCUGUGGGUCUGUGGAAUAGAUUUGAACUUCUUUUGGAGAGGCACAAUUUUUUUUGUCAGGAAUGAGACUUUUUUCUGUCUAGCAGUGCACAGCUCUGUGUCUAUUUGCAAGGAGGAAGUGAUAUAAAAACGUCAAUACGAUUACAAGAAAACAAAAUAAUAAUGAAGAACGGCAAUUUCCUAUUACCUGUGGGUCUAUUUAUCUCAUUUCACCUCGUUUUGAGGAUGUACAAAUUGUUGUGCUAUAAAUGUGAUCCUGGUUCAGAAUUAUUUUUUCCCGAGGCAGGUUUUAGGGUACUUUUAUUUUGAAAGGCGCUGCCAAGCCAGCGUCGCUCAAUGUAGUUUGCAUCACGCUGCUGUGUUGGUGUUGAUGUGUUAUCAUGGGCUCUCUUCCGGCAGGCUCAAAACAAAGGACUAAAUCCUUUUCAAUUAUCCUCGUUUUUUUUGCACGCAAACGUAAAACAGACGUUUGUAUAAUAUUUUUUCCACAAGUCGUUGAUGAAAUAUUUUUUUUAAAAGCUGGAAAACGACACACACAAAAGAUUUGGCUUCCGUGCUGCGACGAAGAAACUCCGGUCGCAGAGAGUGAGGCCAGGGAAGGAUAAAGCCCCCGACCGCAGCCCCAUGAUGGAGGGAGGAAUGCAGCUCCUGAACCGCGACGGGCAUAGCGUCUCGCACAACUCAAAGCGCCACUACCAUGACUCUUUCGUGUCCAUGAACAGGAUGCGGCAGAGGGGUCUGCUGUGUGACAUCGUGCUGCACGUGGGAACCAAGGAAAUCAAAGCCCACAAGGUUGUCCUGGCCUCCUGCAGCCCCUACUUCCACGCCAUGUUCACAAGUCACCUGGUGUGGUGUCUUUCCCUGCUCCCCCCCUCCCCCCUGCACCUCAAUCUAGAGCAGUGUUGGGGCGAAAUGUCAGAGAGUCGGCAAACUCACGUGACCCUGCACGACAUCGACCCCCAGGCGCUGGAGCAGCUGGUGCAGUACGCCUACACUGCUGAGAUCGUGGUGGGAGAGGGCAACGUCCAGACCCUGCUCCCCGCUGCCAGCCUGCUCCAGCUCAACGGCGUGCGGGACGCCUGCUGCAAGUUCCUCCUCAGCCAGCUGGACCCCUCCAACUGCCUGGGCAUCCGGGGCUUCGCGGACACGCACUCCUGCAGCGACCUGCUCAAGUCGGCGCACAAGUACGUCCUGCAGCACUUCGUGGAGGUCUCCAAGACGGAGGAGUUCAUGCUGCUGCCCCUGAAACAGGUGCUUGACCUGAUCUCCAGUGACAAUCUGAACGUCCCUUCGGAGGAGGAGGUUUACAGAGCUGUGCUGAGCUGGGUCAAGCACGACAUCGACGGGCGCAGGCAGCACGUUCCCAGGCUGAUGAAGUGCGUGCGGCUGCCCCUGCUGACGCGGGACUUCCUCAUGAGCAACGUGGACACGGAGCUGCUGGUGCGGCACCACUCGGAGUGCAAGGACCUGCUCAUCGAGGCCCUCAAGUACCACCUGAUGCCCGAGCAGCGCGGCGUGCUGAGCAACAGCCGGACCCGGCCGCGCCGCUGCGAAGGUGCCAGCCCUGUGCUCUUCGCCGUCGGGGGGGGCAGCCUGUUCGCCAUCCACGGGGACUGCGAGGCCUACGACACGCGGACCGACCGCUGGCAUAUGGUGGCUUCCAUGUCGACGCGGCGAGCCAGAGUGGGCGUGGCCGCCAUUGGGAACAAGCUGUACGCCGUCGGAGGGUACGACGGCACCUCAGACUUGGCCACUGUGGAGUCAUACGACCCCGUGACCAACUCGUGGCAGCCUGAGGUUUCCAUGGGAACGCGGCGCAGCUGUCUGGGCGUGGCUGUGCUGCACGGGCUGCUCUACGCUGCAGGGGGCUACGACGGAGCUUCCUGUUUGAACAGUGCUGAAAGGUACGACCCCUUAACAGGCACUUGGACUUCCAUCGCUGCUAUGAGCACCAGGAGGAGAUACGUCCGGGUGGCAACAUUAGAUGGGAAUCUCUAUGCUGUGGGUGGAUAUGACAGUUCUUCACACUUGGCUACAGUGGAGAAAUAUGACCCUCAGACCAACACCUGGACGUCUGUCGCCAACAUGAUCAGCCGCCGCAGCAGCGCGGGCGUGGCCGUGCUGGAGGGGAUGCUGUACGUCGCCGGGGGCAACGACGGCACCAGCUGCCUCAACUCCGUGGAGAGGUUCAACUACAAAGCCAACACCUGGGAGAGCGUGGCCCCCAUGAACAUCAGAAGGAGCACCCACGACCUGGUGGCGAUGGACGGCUGGCUGUACGCAGUGGGCGGCAACGACGGCAGCUCCAGCCUGAACUCCAUCGAGAAGUACAACCCCCGCACCAACAAGUGGAUGGCCGCCUCGUGCAUGUUCACGCGCCGCAGCAGCGUGGGCGUGGCCGUCCUGGAGCUGCUGAACUUCCCCCCGCCGUCCUCCCCCACCCUCUCCGUCUCCUCGACCAGCCUUUGACAAAGAGUGAAGUCCCGGCUCGCCUCCGCCGGCCUGCCCUGCCUGGCCAAGAGGCGGAACUGCUCCGUGUGACGGGGGGCGGGGGGGUGGGGGGGGACACACGCCGCGCGCCGUGGGGUCCUCCGCGGCUCGGGCGCGCGGGCUGCCCUAAGUGGACAACUCGAGGCAUUCCUCGGACAGGUCACAGUCCAGAUAAAGAGGAAGACGACUGCCUCUGUUGGAAGGCACUGUCGACUUGGCUCUUAAA